CGGUUUAUGCGUAGCAUCAACCAAAACGGACAAUCUGAAUACCGUAUCAAUGACAGAGUCGUUCCAUACAUGCAAUACAAUGCUGCUCUUGAGAAAGAAAACAUUCUGGUCAAGGCCAAGAACUUUCUUGUCUUCCAGGGCGAUGUCGAAUCCGUCGCUAGUCAAGACCCCAAGGACUUGACGCGCUUGAUUGAACAGAUUAGUGGGUAUGUAUAUCAAUUCAAACGAAUAGGUGCUGAUGUUCUUUAUCAGUUCUUGGGAACACAAAGAUGAAUAUGAAGCAUUAAAGCAAAAGAUGGAAGAAGCGAUUGAAAACAGUGCGCAUGCGUUUAACAAGCGACGUGGUAUUGCUGCUGAAAUCAAACAAUAUGAAGAACAGAAAGCAGAAGCAGAGAAUUUUGAAAAGCUGGUGGCUGAACGUCGUAGUUUGGUUGUCCAGUACUUGCUUUGGAAGCUUUUCCAUAUUGAAGAAAAACAAAAAGCCUUAGGCCAAGAAAGCAACACGAAGCACUCGGAUAAAGAUGAAGCACAAUACGAAGCACUUGCCUUGGAAAACCAGUUUAAGAAAGCAAGAGAAGACAAGGCACUGAUUCAUCGUGAAAAGAUCAAGUGUGAAUUACACAUUCGAAAGGCCAACCGUGAAUUAGAUGAUCAAUUGCCUACGUCUAUUAGUUACAAAGAAAAGAUCAACCAGUUAGAAAAGAAGACAAGACAAACAGAACAAAAUAUUGAGCGUAUCAAGCGAGAUGGUCAGCAACAAGAACAAGUGGUUGUCAGCCUUGAAAAAGACAUGCAAUUAUUAGCAUUUGCUGAACAAUCGUAUGAGGCAUCUAUUCCUGCCUCUGCAUUGACUCAUGGUCCUUCAUUGACACCUGCACAAUUGUUGGACUAUGAAAAGAGAAAGCAAGAAGUGAGUGUCAGAGCAGUGGAAGAACAACAUCAGUUGCAACAAUACCAGCGUCAAUACAAGACUGAAAAACAACGUCUGGAGGAUAAAAAGUCAAAGAUGGAUCAAUUACGUGAAUCUGAGUCUCAAGCAGUGGAUGAUCUUCGCCAAGCCAAUGAAGAAAAGGCAGCUUUGAGUAUGGAUGCUGAAAACUUGCAAGAAAGAUUGACUGUGCGUCAAACUGAACUGAAGCAAUUGGAGAAUGAGCGUACCACUGUUCAUCAACGCGAAGUCUUUUUAAAUGAAAAACUACAGGAAACACUCAACAAGCUUAUGGAAGCCAGUGUCACUCAACAAGAAUCAGACAAAGACACUAAAUUCAAUGAGAGUGUUAGUGUGUUGAAGCAAAUUUAUCCAAAUGUGUAUGGUAAAUUAUCUGAUUUAUGUAGACCCACACAACGUAAAUACGAUACAGCCGUAGCAACUGUACUAGGAAGAAAUAUGGAUGCCAUUGUGGUUGAAAAUGAACAAACAGCCACUGAUUGUAUUCAAUACAUGAGAGAACAACACAUUGGCACAGCUACUUUUCUGCCUCUUCAUUCCUUGUCGUUGCCUCCUAUUGAUGAUCGUUACCGUAAUUUUGUCAAAGGGGCUCGUUUGGCAGUGGAUGUAUUAAAGUAUGACAAGCAGUUUGAAAGUGUGAUUCGAUAUGCUUGUGGCAAUACACUGGUAUGUGAUAACCUCAGUAUUGCCAGACAUAUCUGCUUUGAACUCAAUGAGAACAUCAGAGCUGUUGCUUUGGAUGGUGCUGUGAUUCAUCAAAGUGGUUUAAUGACAGGUGGUGCCAGUAGUACACAGACAACUAAGAAAUGGCAUGAAUAUGAAAUAGAAGAAUUGAUGCGCAACAGAGAUAAAUAUUUGGCAGAACUCAACAGUAUCAGUAAGAAUAAGCGUAUGGGCAGUGCUGAAGAUGCUGCUCGAAGUGAUUGCUCAAGUCUAUCCAGCCAAUUGAACACAUUGAAUGAUGAAUUGGUAAAGGCUACUUUAACACAGUACAUGACUGAUACUUGAUAGAUGACAUUGACACGUAGAAUUGAAGGUCUUGAAGCAACCCUUCGUGAUAUUCGUGACAAGAUCCAUCAAAGCACUCAGCCUUACCAAGAAACCAAGGCUACUGUGGACCAAUUGGAGUCCAACAUCAAGCGCGUGGAAGAACAGAUUGCCAGUGUAGAAGAUCAAGUGUUUGAAGACUUUUGUGCUCAAAUCAAUGUGGCCAAUAUUCGUGACUAUGAAGCCAUGCAGUACGGUGUGUCUGAUGAAGUAGCUGAUCGCCGUGCUCAGUUCACCGCCCAACGUACUCGUCUUGAAACACAACUUGCUUUUGAACGAGAACAACUGAAUGAACUUGUGGAGCGUCUCAAGAAACUUGAAGCCUCUUUGGCACAUGACACAGCAGCCAAAACCAAGAUUCAAGCUGAUUUGGAUGGUAUGGGAGGUAAAACAGAACAACUGAAGCAAAAGCUGGUAUCCUACCGUGUCGAUCUUGAAAAGCAAACCAAGUUGGAAGA
Molecule: messenger RNA, 2454 nt
Organism: Gilbertella persicaria
Lineage: Eukaryota; Fungi; Mucoromycota; Mucoromycetes; Mucorales; Choanephoraceae
Product: SMCs flexible hinge
Exons: 3
Coding region: 239-1957 (572 amino acids)
Biological process (GO): sister chromatid cohesion
Cellular component (GO): cohesin complex; chromosome; nucleus
Molecular function (GO): protein binding; ATP binding; DNA binding
Source: RefSeq, a predicted model, not a curated record